This is a messenger RNA of Gastrolobium bilobum, 771 nucleotides long. RefSeq names its product cysteine-rich receptor-like protein kinase 15. The transcript is spliced from 6 exons. The record is from RefSeq and is a predicted model, not a curated record. Gene Ontology annotation, biological process: protein phosphorylation. Gene Ontology annotation, molecular function: ATP binding; protein kinase activity. NCBI's taxonomy places the organism in Eukaryota, Viridiplantae, Streptophyta, Magnoliopsida, Fabales, Fabaceae. The coding region runs from base 1 to 771 and encodes 256 amino acids.
AUGACUUCAAUGACACCACUAGUUCCUUCCCCUUCUUCAGUUUUCAUCAAUCUAUUGUCAAGUCAAGGUUGUUUUGUGGUCUUUGAGGAGGAAGUUGGAAACAUAUGUGCUUCAACGAUUGUAGCAAUUGUAGCAAUUGUUGUCCCAAAUGUUAUUUUGGUGGCGCUUUUGGUUCUAGGCUGUUGCUGUUGCUGGAGAAGAAGGCGAAACAAAAACCAUGAUGCAGAUCUAGAAAUGGGAGAUAGCACUAGGAAUUAUUUUACUUGUCAAGAAGAGUCUUUGCAUUUUGACUUGGCUACAAUUGAAGCUGCAACAAAUAGGUUCUCGAAUGAGAAGAAGAUAGGCCAAGGUGGAUUUGGUGUGGUUUAUAAGGGUACCCUUCCUAAUGGACAAGAGAUAGCUGCAAAGAGGCUAUACAGAAGCUCCUUGCAGGGUGACAUAGAAUUCAGGAACGAGGCUGCACUUGUUGCACUUCAACAUAGAAAUUUAGUUAGGAUUUUGCUUGGAGGGAGCAGAGAGGAUACUUAUCAUGAGAACCAAGCAGAGCUUGAUUGGGCAACACGUUACCAAAUUAUAGUUGGGAUUGCUGGAGGAGUUAAAUACCUCCAUGAAGAUUCUAGUCUUAGAAUAAUACAUCGCGAUCUCAAGGCUAGUAAUGUCCUAUUAGAUGACGAAAUGAAUCCAAAGAUUUCAGAUUUUGGCAUGGCAAAGAUUUUCCAUGGAGACCAAAGUCAAGUUGACUCUACAACAGAAAGGAUAGUUGGAACUUAG